Styela clava is the source of this 848-nucleotide messenger RNA. Its product is annotated as copine-9-like. The record is from RefSeq and is a predicted model, not a curated record. Gene Ontology annotation, biological process: cellular response to calcium ion. NCBI's taxonomy places the organism in Eukaryota, Metazoa, Chordata, Ascidiacea, Stolidobranchia, Styelidae. Gene Ontology annotation, molecular function: calcium-dependent phospholipid binding. Gene Ontology annotation, cellular component: plasma membrane.
AAAAGUCACAGAAGAAGUAGAAUAUCACCUAUUUUUAUCAUCUUCCAGAAUGGCAUCUAAGAAAGUUGGAAGACUCGUGGAAUAUUUCGUGCUCUUGAUUGUUACAAAUGGGAACAUAUCCGACAUGGAGGAAACUAAAAAAGCUAUUGUAAAGGCAGCCACAUUGCCAAUGUCUAUUGUGAUUGUUGGAAUCGGAGGUGGUGAUUUUGAAGCAAUGAAAGAACUUGAUGGUGACGUGGUGAGGUUGUUUUAUAUCGAUGGCAAAGAAAAAAAAGAUGCCAAAAGAGAUAUUGUACAGUUUGUUCCUUUUCGAGAUUUUUCUGCAAGUAAUAAAUACGAAGUGAUAAGCAAGCAAAGAUUGAGAAAAGAAGUUCUCCAAGAAAUUCCGGAUCAAUUCCUAGAGUAUGUUACUUUAUCAACGAAAAGAUCGGAGUCACAAAGUUCGACGUAAAGUAUUAAGAAGAAAAAAUGGUAUACAAUAGUUUGGAACUGUGAACAAAAGAAAAUUAUUUGAGCAACAGAAAGAAGAUAUAUCGGUCUAACAUGCAUUGUUUCGGGAGGUUAUUACCGAGAGGAUUUAAUUUAAAUCAGCUCUUGAAAACAAAAGCUUAGCAAAGAACAAUUAGCCUCAAACAUGACAUACAAUAUGAAAUUGUUGAUUGAAAAUUAGACAUUCAAUUUCAUUUUGACACAAAUCUGGAGCUACUGACCAGAUUGUUAUUGGGUUUUUGCUUAUCUUGAUAUAGUGUGACAACAGUGAGUACAACAAGAUCAAUCGUAAUUGGAGUAAUAAUAUAAUAUAUUUUUAUGUGUUUUUAGGGCAAUAUUGCUACACCGAAUAAAAUGAG